CAAUGCAACAACAAUUUCAAAUUAUUGAAGUUGAAGCAAGAGAAAGCCGGAGCACAGUGCUGCCUCUUUCGUUUUCAAUUUCAAAUUUUUUAUUUUUCGUAAAAAAAUAGGUUUAAUUUCAUACUGACGCACCUUGUCUUCUUUAUAACGGUCGGAUGAUCCGAAAAACGGCCUAUAUUCACGCCGUUAAACUCCCAAUCAUAGUCAAUUACCGUCACUUUAAUUUUCAAACGCCCCGUAACGGAACUGUAACGGACUUUAAAUUCAAUUUUUUAACCUUUUUUAAAAUCAUUUCCAUCUACACAAAUCAUUUUUUUUCCUUUUUUCAGCUCACAAAAAGACGCUCUUUCUUCACCACACACACAAGCUUUCUCUAUAGUAAACAAUUUAAAAAACUUAACAAAUUAAAAAAAAAAAAGUGCUUCUCUAGUGCUUUUGCAGUGAAGUGCAAUUUAUAGUGUUUUUAAGUCUUUGACUUGAAGCUUUCUUUCUCACGUGAAAUUCUGUUUUGAAUAGAACACUCUAGAAUCGAUUAAUUGAAAAGCCGGCACUAUCACUGUUUCGUUUUCGUUUUCAUCGAUUAGGAUUUGAUUUGGUUGAGAUUGGAAGUUGGAAGUGUAAUGGAGGUUCAACAGAAAAGAGGUGGUGGAUUGGUGCCGCUAUCGCCGUCGCAGACGCCGCGUUCUACUGAUAAGCCGGCGCGAGAUCUGCGAUCUGCUGAUUCAAAUUCGAGUGGUUAUAAUAAGUAUGAUAAAGAGAAAGGAGUCAAUGUUCAGGUUCUGGUUCGGUGCAGGCCGUUGAAUGAAGAUGAAAUUCGACUUCAUACACCUGUUGUGAUUUCGUGUAAUGAGGGAAGAAGAGAAGUUGCGGCUGUACAGAGUAUUGCUAAUAAGCAGAUCGAUAGAACCUUUGCAUUUGACAAGGUGUUUGGCCCUACCUCUCAACAGAAAGAACUGUAUGAUCAGGCAGUGUCUCCUAUUGUGUAUGAAGUGCUUGAAGGCUAUAACUGUACAAUUUUUGCAUAUGGUCAGACAGGAACAGGGAAGACAUACACAAUGGAAGGAGGUGCAAUAAAGAAGAAUGGUGAAUUUCCAAGUGAUGCUGGUGUCAUUCCAAGAUCUGUGAAGCAGAUUUUUGAUAUAUUAGAAGCUCAGAGUGCUGAAUACAGCAUGAAAGUAACAUUUUUGGAGCUUUACAAUGAGGAAAUAAGUGAUCUUUUGGCCCCUGAGGAGACUACAAGAUUUGUAGAUGACAAGUCUAAGAAACCCAUUGCUUUAAUGGAAGAUGGGAAAGGGGGUGUGCUUGUCAGAGGAUUAGAAGAAGAGAUCGUUUGCACUGCAAAUGAAAUUUACAAGAUAUUGGAAAAAGGUUCUGCGAAAAGGCGUACUGCCGAGACUCUUCUGAACAAGCAAAGUAGCCGUUCUCACUCCAUAUUUUCUAUUACAAUUCAUAUUAAGGAAUGUACUCCGGAAGGGGAAGAAAUGAUUAAAUGUGGGAAGUUAAAUCUUGUGGACCUCGCAGGCUCUGAGAACAUUUCACGUUCUGGUGCAAGAGAGGGUCGAGCAAGAGAGGCUGGGGAGAUAAAUAAAAGCUUGCUUACACUUGGUCGAGUGAUCAAUGCUCUGGUUGAGCACUCAGGUCAUGUUCCAUAUAGAGAUAGCAAGUUAACCAGGCUGUUGAGGGAUUCUUUGGGUGGUAAGACCAAGACAUGCAUUAUUGCCACAGUAUCACCUUCCAUUCACUGUCUUGAAGAAACACUCAGUACCUUGGAUUAUGCACACCGAGCUAAAAAUAUCAAGAACAAACCAGAGGUUAAUCAGAAAAUGAUGAAGUCUGCAAUGAUUAAAGAUUUGUAUUCUGAAAUUGACAGACUAAAGCAAGAGGUGUAUGCUGCAAGAGAGAAAAAUGGAAUCUAUAUUCCACGCGAUCGUUACCUUCACGAAGAAGCUGAGAAGAAGGCCAUGACUGAAAAGAUAGAACGAAUGGAACUAGAUGCAGACUCAAAGGAUAAGAACCUGGUGGAACUUCAAGAGCUCUACAAUUCUCAGCAACUUUUGACUGCUGAAUUAAGCGAGAAACUUGAAAAAACUGAGAGAAGUCUAGAGGAAACUGAACAGACAUUAUUUGAUCUCGAGGAAAGGCACAAACAAGCAAAUGCAACAAUUAAGGAAAAGGAGUUUUUGAUAUCAAAUCUCCUAAAAUCUGAGAAAGAACUGGUAGAACGUGCAAUUGAACUACGAGCAGAGCUUGAGAAUGCUGCAUCGGAUGUGUCAAAUCUGUUUUCCAAAAUUGAGCGCAAGGAUAAAAUUGAAGAAGGAAACAGGGUGCUUAUCCAGCAAUUCCAGUCCCAGUUAGCUCAGCAACUUGAAGCUUUGCAUAAGACAGUUUCAGCAUCUGUAAUGCAUCAAGAGCAGCAACUGAAGGAUAUGGAAGAAGAUAUGCAGUCUUUUGUAUCAACAAAAUCAGAGUCUACUGAAGAUCUUAAAGUAAGGGUGGGAGAGUUGAAAAACAUGUAUGGUUCUGGAAUUAAAGCUUUGGAUAAUCUAGCCGAGGAGCUUAAAGGAAAUAACCAAUUAACGUAUGAAGACUUGAAAUCUGAAGUCGCUAAGCAUUCAUCUGCCUUGGAGGAUCUUUUUAAAGGAAUCGCCUUAGAAGCUGAUUCAUUACUGAAUGAUCUUCAAAAUAGUCUCCACAAGCAAGAGGCCAAUUUAACAUCUUAUGCUCAUCAACAGCGAGAGGCACAUGCCAGAGCAGUCGAGACUACACGUGCAGUAUCUAAAAUAACGAUGAACUUUUUUGAGACAAUAGACAGGCAUGCAUCAAGUUUGACCCAAAUUGUGGAAGAAACACAAAUUGUUAAUGAUCAGAAAUUGAGCGAGCUUGAAAAGAAAUUUGAGGAGUGCACUGCUUAUGAAGAAAAGCAACUGCUGGAGAAAGUAGCAGAAAUGCUAGCAAGUUCAAAUGCUAGAAAGAAAAAACUGGUUCAAAUGGCCGUUAAUGAUCUUCGAGAAAGUGCAAACUGUAGAACCAGUAAAUUGCAGCAAGAAGCAUUAACCAUGCAGGAUUCCACUUCUUCUGUCAAGGCAGAAUGGAUGAUUCACAUGGAAAAAACAGAAUCCAACUAUCUUGAGGAUACUUCUGCUGUGGAAUCUGGAAAGCAAGAUCUUGCAGAGGUUCUUCAAAUCUGCCUCAACAAGGCAGAAGUAGGUUCACAACAAUGGAGAAAUGCUCAAGAGUCAUUGCUAAGUUUAGAGAAGAAAAAUGCUGCAUCCGUGGAUACUAUUGUUCGGGGAGGAAUGGAAGCUAAUCAAGCUCUACGGGCCCGAUUCUCAAGUGCUGUGUCAACUACUGUUGAAGAUGCAGGAAUAGCCAACAAGGAUAUUAACUCAUCUAUUGAUCAUUCAUUGCAACUUGAUCAUGAAGCUUGUGGGAAUUUAAAUUCCAUGAUUACCCCAUGCUGUGGUGACUUGAGAGAAUUGAAGGGUGGUCAUUACCACAGAAUUGUGGAGAUAACUGAGAAUGCGGGGAAAUGUCUUCUCAAUGAAUACAUGGUUGACGAACCAUCUUGUUCAACACCGACAAGAAGACUCUUCAAUUUACCAAGUGUUUCAUCCAUAGAAGAGCUAAGAACACCAUCUUUUGAGGAACUUUUGAAGGCAUUCUGGGAUGCGAAAUCUCAGAAACAACCAAAUGGAGAUGUUAAACACAUUGGUUCAUAUGAAGCUACUACUCCUACUCAAUCAGUAAGAGAUUCCAGAGUUCCUCUUACUGCUAUUAAUUAAGACCUUAUUAAUCAAGACCCUCGAUAUUCUGUAAAUAGCAUAUUUGUUCAGAUGUAAUUCUAUAAAAUUAUAUAUAUUUAUUUGUUAUUAUUUUUGGGAAAUAGAGGAAAAAUGUUACCUUUUUUAUAGUUAGUAUCGCUUCUGCAAUUGUCCGUAGAGGUAAGAAAUAUAAUUUUGGGAGUUUGCAUA
Vicia villosa (hairy vetch) is the source of this 3971-nucleotide messenger RNA. Its product is annotated as kinesin-like protein KIN-5D. The record is from RefSeq and is a predicted model, not a curated record. Gene Ontology annotation, biological process: microtubule-based movement. NCBI's taxonomy places the organism in Eukaryota, Viridiplantae, Streptophyta, Magnoliopsida, Fabales, Fabaceae. The transcript is spliced from 23 exons. Gene Ontology annotation, molecular function: plus-end-directed microtubule motor activity; microtubule binding; ATP binding. The coding region runs from base 621 to 3782 and encodes 1053 amino acids.